AUGGCCGACGAAAAGAAGAUCGAACUCAAUGAAAAGGGCGAUAACCCCAUCUCCCAAAACGAAUCUGAAGCCGAACCUAAGGAGAAGCCUCAGCUCAGCACUGUCGUUGAUGAAUCCGACCCGAAGAAGGUUGUUCUUCGCGGUGUCAAGGGAACAGUCAAGUGGUUCAGCAUCUCGAAGGGUAAGUUUCAAACUCUUGUUUUAGAGGUACUUUAAAUUUGUCGUUCAUAUAUGUGGUUUCAGGAUUUGGUUUCAUCCGCCGCCACGAUAAUGACAAGGAUAUCUUCGUCCACAGCACUGCCAUCGUUCAGCGUGAUGAUCGUCGUUGGAAAUAUGCCUUGACUGCCGAAUUGGAGGUUGAAUUCGACGUGAUCUCCGGGUUCAAGGGACCGAAGGCUCAAGCUGUUACUCUUCCUGGAGGAGAACCUGUUGAAGCCAUCAGACUAUACGAACGCUUCAGCCGUUUCAAGGGAGGUCGUCGCCGUUCCAAGAGUGAAAAUGCUUCUGAAGGAGACAAAACCGAUUCCUCUCGUCGCCGUUAUGUGUCCGAUGGAGGAGAGAGCUCCGAAGAGAAUAAGAAGAAGAGCGCCGGAAAACGCAAGCGUAAGUUUUGCGAUUUGUUAUGGGUUUUAAUGCCAUAUAAUUUCCUUGCAAUAAACUGAAAUUUCAGCGUUCUCUGGACGUCGUGUUCGCAAGACCAAGGAAGACAAGAGUGCCAGCGACGACAAGAAACAGAUCCAGGCCGAGGAGAAACAAGCUGAAUUGGUGGCCUAA
Molecule: messenger RNA, 774 nt
Organism: Bursaphelenchus xylophilus (pine wood nematode)
Lineage: Eukaryota; Metazoa; Nematoda; Chromadorea; Rhabditida; Aphelenchoididae
Source: the annotation of a GenBank genome assembly